CCGAGCUGGUCCUGCCACCGCCCGCCUCGCAGCCCUGAAGCCUCGCAGCCGGGUAGGCCGGUGCAUCAGAUCCAUCCAUGUCCCUGCUGGUUCGAGGGCCCAAGGCUUGGCCCAGGCUCUAUCUGCUCAAGCCCCCAAACCUCCCUAGGACCCUGGGAGAUGGAGCCCUGUGUGAGAGGGCCCAGUACUCAUCAGGACAGGGCCCUACAGAAACUGGUGGGCAGGGCCGGCCCUUAGGCCCUGGGCUUCGAACAAGGCUCCUGAUCACUGCCCUAUUUGGGGCAGGUCUGGGUGGAGCCUGGCUAGCUGCCAGGGCUGAGAAGGAAUGGCAUCAACAACGACGUCGGACAGAGGCCUUGCGCCAGGCUGCUGUGGCCCAGGGUGACUUCAGUUUGCUGGACCAUCACGGCCAGGCCCGCUGCAAGGCUGAUUUCCGGGGUCAGUGGGUGCUGAUGUACUUUGGCUUUACCCAUUGCCCCGACAUCUGCCCUGAUGAGCUGGAGAAGCUGGUGCAGGUGGUACAACAGCUAGAAGCACAGCCUGGCCUGCACCCUGUGCAGCCCAUCUUUGUAACUGUCGAUCCCGCACGGGAUGACAUAGCAGCCAUGGCCCGAUAUGUGCAGGACUUCCACCCGAGGCUACUGGGCCUGACGGGUUCUGCCGAGCAGGUGGCCCAGGUCAGCCAUAGCUACCGGGUGUACUACAGUGCUGGCCCUAAGGACGAGGACCAGGACUACAUUGUCGACCACUCCAUUGCCAUCUAUUUGCUCAAUCCUGACGGCCUCUUCACUGACUACUAUGGUCGGGGAAGGUCAGCCGAGCAGAUUGCAAACAGUGUGAAGCAGCACAUGGCUGCCUUCCAAAGUGUCCUGUCCUGAACAGGGCAGUCUGGGCCCUGUCAUUAAACAGGAAA
This is a messenger RNA of Fukomys damarensis (Damara mole-rat), 913 nucleotides long. RefSeq names its product protein SCO2 homolog, mitochondrial (gene Sco2). Lineage: Eukaryota; Metazoa; Chordata; Mammalia; Rodentia; Bathyergidae. Gene Ontology annotation, cellular component: mitochondrial inner membrane. The coding region runs from base 78 to 878 and encodes 266 amino acids. Gene Ontology annotation, biological process: mitochondrial respiratory chain complex IV assembly; intracellular copper ion homeostasis. The transcript has 2 exons. Gene Ontology annotation, molecular function: copper chaperone activity; copper ion binding. The record is from RefSeq and is a predicted model, not a curated record.